This is a messenger RNA of Cladophialophora psammophila CBS 110553, 384 nucleotides long. RefSeq lists its product as uncharacterized. The transcript is spliced from 2 exons. NCBI's taxonomy places the organism in Eukaryota, Fungi, Ascomycota, Eurotiomycetes, Chaetothyriales, Herpotrichiellaceae. The coding region runs from base 1 to 384 and encodes 127 amino acids. The record is from RefSeq and is a predicted model, not a curated record.
AUGGCUGCAGCAGGUAGUCCGCCCGGAGCCAGCCAAGACAACCCGAUUGUGCUGGACGACGUUCAGCAAGUUGACACCCCCAACAAUGCUGCCUUUGACGACGAAACCCUCGCCCUCAAGGUUACGGACGGUAUCCCUCCCAACGAUUCCUCCCUUUCUUUGUCUGAAGGAACUACAGAACUAGGCAGAGAGGAUGGAAAGGAGGAUACGGGCUGCCUGAUAAAAUACAGUAUAAACAAUCCUGCAGGCGACGGGAAAGAAGGAGGAAGCGAGAAAUCAUACAAAGCCAAUGCUCUCCACAUUCAUAUUCUCAACAGAGGCAAUGGCAAUGAUAAGUGCGGUGACGCUGGCAUAGGUUCAAAUGCACCUGCGUCUGUUGGCUGA